Molecule: messenger RNA, 2280 nt
Organism: Penicillium atrosanguineum
Lineage: Eukaryota; Fungi; Ascomycota; Eurotiomycetes; Eurotiales; Aspergillaceae
Gene: creB
Exons: 3
Coding region: 1-2280 (759 amino acids)
Biological process (GO): protein deubiquitination
Cellular component (GO): cytosol; nucleus
Molecular function (GO): cysteine-type endopeptidase activity; cysteine-type deubiquitinase activity
Source: RefSeq, a predicted model, not a curated record
AUGAAGGGGCUCUUCGGCAUCGGCUCGCGAGGCAAUGGGGCGUCGAGCACCCCUUCGCCCGCCGCGCCGCCGGUCAGGAAAGACCCCCAAACGCCACAGAUAACCCCGCUGGAGAAGCGGUUGCAAGACAUGGGUUCCAUACGCGGCGAUGGUAGCGACAAGUUCUUUGGCAUGGAAAAUUAUGGCAAUACUUGCUACUGCAAUUCGAUACUCCAAUGUCUUUACUAUUCCGUUCCCUUCCGCGAGGCCGUGAUCAACUACCCACGGCGCACUCCGUUGGAGAGUCUCGAGGCGGCCCUCGCCAAGAACCUGCGAUUCCCGAAUCCCAAUGCACACCUAGAAGCCGAGGCGCAGGCCGCCAAGCAAAAGGCCCAGGCGGCAACUUCACCAUCCGCACGCCAGGCCGGCGUGACUCCCAACCAACCACAGAAACCGGAGGAUAAAGAAUCGCCGGAAUACAAGAAGAAGGUGGCACUCCAAACUUUGCCGAUCUUGGAAACCAGGAAUAACGCCUCGAGUUAUGGCAUGUCCGAGUCCCUCUUUACCUCGUUGAAGGACAUCUUUGAAUCCUUGGUCGGCAGUCAGUCUCGGAUCGGUGUCAUCCGGCCACAGCAGUUCUUGGAUGUCUUGCGACGGGAGCAUGAGAUGUUUCGGACGGCCAUGCACCAGGAUGCACACGAGUUUUUGAAUUUACUACUAAACGAGGUCGUGUCGAAUGUGGAGGCUGAGGCGACCAAGCACAACUUUGUGGAGAAAGCACUCCCGCCGUCAGAAAGCGUCGAUUCUCUAAGCACGAUGACGCCCAGUUCGGGUUCCAAAUCACCCAACACUACGAGAUGGGUCCACGAGUUAUUUGAAGGGACGUUGACGUCCGAGACUAAAUGCUUGACCUGUGAGAAAGUCUCCCAGCGUGACGAGGUCUUCUUGGAUCUUUCGGUGGAUCUCGAGCAGCAUUCAUCGGUGACAUCCUGUCUCCGAAAGUUCUCCGCCGAAGAAAUGCUUUGCGAGCGGAACAAGUUUCACUGUGAUAAUUGUGGAGGUCUUCAGGAAGCCGAGAAGCGAAUGAAGAUCAAGCGUCUGCCUCGUGUACUGGCUUUGCAUCUGAAACGCUUCAAGUAUACGGAGGACUUGCAGCGAUUGCAGAAACUGUUCCACCGCGUCGUCUACCCAUAUCAUCUGCGGCUAUUCAAUACCACGGAUGACGCCGAGGACCCAGAUCGGCUUUACGAACUGUACGCUGUGGUUGUUCAUAUUGGCGGAGGGCCUUAUCACGGCCAUUACGUUGCUAUAAUCAAGACAGAAGAUCGCGGCUGGCUGCUCUUUGACGAUGAGCUGGUGGAACCGGUGGACAAGAAUUACGUGCGCAACUUCUUUGGAGAUCGACCUGGCCUGGCCUGUGCAUACGUCCUAUUCUAUCAGGAAACUACCCUCGAAGCUGUGCUCCGAGAGCAAGCUCAGGAGGAUCAGGCCACUUCAACUGUGCCGGCUGAGAACGGAGAGGCCGGGAGGACUAACGGAUACCCCUUGUCACCCGGUCUGUCCCAUGUUCACAGUGCGUCUCAAGUGCCUUCGGAUGACCCGAAUCGUGUGAAUGGCAUCCACCGAAUCCCCACCGCCCCUCAAAUGUCCACGCACCCCGAAGCGCCCGAGGCGGAGGCGUCAGCUCCACAGCCCGUUCAACCACCCCAGCCACCACUGCCCACGAUCCCUGAUGAACAGCACCCCCCUCUCAGUCCGAAGAAGAGCGACGUUCAGUCACGAAAGGAAAGAUCGAAGGAGGAGAAGGAGCGCAAGGCAAUAGAGAAGGAGAAAGAAAAGGCAGACAAAGAGCGAGAACGGGCAGAAAAGCUCCGGCGCAAAGAAGCCGAUUUGCAACAGGCUAGACAACAGAUGAACGAGAGACGCGAAGCAGAGGAUUUCAGACGGGCUGUUAAAGCCAGUGAAGCCGAGAUGGCUAAGAACAAUGAUGGCUCUGAACUUGGCCCCGAGAACGGGUCGCCGAGGAAGCUCGGUUUCUUGAGACGUGGAAGCCGCAGUCUAAGCCAAAGACUGAGCAAGGACAAGGAGCCUCGCGUCUCAACAUCCGAUCUGCCACCGAUCCCGAGCCCAGUUCCCGAAGCACCGCAACUAGAAGAGCCCGUUCUAUCCCCGCUACCCCAGAAGGAGACCCCCUCCCUCCCGAACCCCAAGCUAGUGUCACGAAACAGCCCACCCGUCGCCAAGGACAGCAAACCCGAGAAAACCGGACGUUGGAGGUCUCUUAGCCUCAAGAAAUCCUAG